UUGAGGCGUGGGCUGAUAUUCCAGCUGAUAUGAUCAUUAAUUCAUUUAAAAAAUGUGAUAUUCUUCACAGUAUUGAAACAGAAUUAGAGAAACAAAUAGUAAUUUCAGUAGAUGAUGAAAAAAAUUACCUGAUCAUCUAUAUUGAAAAUCUGCCUGAGUACUG
Racocetra persica is the source of this 163-nucleotide messenger RNA. The record is from the annotation of a GenBank genome assembly. Lineage: Eukaryota; Fungi; Glomeromycota; Glomeromycetes; Diversisporales; Gigasporaceae.